GAGAUAAACUCAAAUGAUCGUUGGUUAAAUGGAAUAAAAGGUUUGGAUUUUGCAUUCACAAAUUUGCUUCCAUCACCCAGCCACGUAGACUUCUAAGCGGGCACGCCUCUUCUUCCUCAUCUUAUACCGUACAAAUCCAUAUCCCACUGUAAGUUCAUGCUCCAUUUUUCUCUCGCUCAAUGUCUGAAUUGAGUACUACUUCUCCUGCUUACGUUUCGAGUUUUGCAGAAAUGAGCUUCGCGAAGAGGGAAUACGAGUUCCUGAAGGAAAUCGGGCUCGGGCCGCGGAAUUCGGGCUGUUAUGUCAAUGGGGGUUGGCAAGGGAACGGGCCCGUGGUUUCUUCUGUGAAUCCUGCUGAUAAUAAGCCGAUUGCUGAAGUUUCUGAAGCAUCCAUUCAAGACUAUGAGGAAGGAAUGGAGGCAUGUGCUGAUGCUACAAAGAUAUGGAUGCAGAUUCCAGCACCGAAGAGAGGUGAAAUCGUAAGGCAAAUUGGUGAUGCGCUGAGAACCAAACUCCAUCACCUCGGCCGGCUUGUAUCCCUUGAAAUGGGAAAAAUACUUGCUGAAGGAAUCGGGGAGGUUCAGGAAAUAAUUGAUAUGUGUGAUUUUGCUGUGGGAUUAAGCCGUCAGCUGAAUGGAUCCGUUAUUCCUUCUGAACGACCUAAUCACAUGAUGUUGGAGAUGUGGAAUCCCUUAGGGAUAGUUGGUGUUAUUACAGCCUUCAACUUCCCUUGUGCUGUUCUUGGAUGGAAUGCGUGCAUAGCUCUAGUUUGUGGAAAUUCUGUUGUGUGGAAAGGUGCUCCAACCACACCUCUCAUUACCAUAGCUAUGACGAAGAUAAUCGCUGGAGUAUUCGAGAAAAACAAUUUACCUGGAGCAAUCUUCACAGCAUUCUGUGGCGGUGCUGAAAUUGGCCAAGCUAUAGCAAAAGAUCCACGUGUUCCCCUAGUUUCGUUCACCGGGAGUUCAAAGGUGGGUCUAAUGGUUCAACAGACUGUGAAUCAAAGGUACGGCAAGUGCCUGCUCGAACUAAGUGGCAAUAAUGCCAUAAUAGUCAUGGAUGAUGCCGACAUUGAACUUGCUGUUCGCUCUGUUCUGUUCGCUGCUGUUGGUACUGCUGGUCAGCGAUGCACAACUUGCCGUAGAUUGCUUCUUCACGAGAGUGUUUAUGAGAAAGUACUUGACCGGUUAUGUGAUGUCUACAAGCAAGUCAAAGUCGGAAGUCCAUUAGAGAAAGGUACCUUACUUGGGCCGCUGCACACUCCUGUUUCGAGGGAAAAUUUUGUGAAGGGAAUCGAGAAAAUCAAAUCUCAGGGAGGAAAGAUUAUCUGUGGUGGCGGUGUGGUAGAGUCUGAAGGAAAUUUCGUGCAGCCUACGAUAGUUGAAAUUUCUUCGUGUGCUGAGGUUGUUAAGGAAGAGUUGUUUGCUCCUGUUCUCCAUGUGAUGAAGUUUCAGACUCUGAAGGAAGCAAUCGAAAUAAACAAUUCCGUGCCUCAAGGUCUAAGUAGUUCCAUCUUCACUCGCAGACCUGAAAUUAUAUUCAAAUGGAUCGGUCCCCAAGGAAGUGACUGUGGUAUUGUAAAUGUAAACAUCCCAACAAACGGCGCUGAAAUUGGCGGUGCUUUUGGUGGUGAGAAAGCAACUGGAGGCGGACGUGAAGCUGGAAGCGAUUCUUGGAAACAAUACAUGAGGCGCUCAACUUGCACCAUCAACUACGGAAGUGAGCUGCCUCUGGCUCAAGGAAUCAACUUCGGGUAGUGAACAACAACGACCGAGCUCGAUUCAGCCGGUAUGCUUUGUUGUCGAAAUGCUGGUUCCGUGCCUGAAACUAUGGCAAGAAUCUGAAUGAUCAGAGAAGACUUCUAGCUAAGGAGCUAUUCUAUGGCUCUCUCUCUGUGUCUAGAAUGUUUUCAACUAUUUAUGAAAUAAAGCAUAGUUUUCAACUUACUGUUGUAUAUGAACUGAUAGACUUGAAAUUUAAUCUGCAUAUCAUAUUGAAGGGUUUGAAAUAAUAA
Messenger RNA from Salvia splendens (bonfire salvia), 2014 nucleotides. RefSeq names its product aldehyde dehydrogenase family 7 member B4. Gene Ontology annotation, molecular function: aldehyde dehydrogenase (NAD+) activity. Lineage: Eukaryota; Viridiplantae; Streptophyta; Magnoliopsida; Lamiales; Lamiaceae. The coding region runs from base 180 to 1757 and encodes 525 amino acids. The transcript is spliced from 15 exons. The record is from RefSeq and is a predicted model, not a curated record.